AUGGACAUCCUUUUAAACAGCAAUGCUACCAUGGCAACCACCACAGAUCUCAGUUGGGUAGAAUCCAAGUGGGAGCAAAUGUAUGAAGGCCGUAACCCUCUCUUGGUUACUGGUGUAUUCGCCUUCCUGAUGCACGAACUUGUCUAUUUCGGCCGCUUUAUCCCCUUCUUGAUUUGCGAUUUCAUCCCAUACUUUCAAAAAUACAAAUUACAGCAGAACAAAGCAAACACAAAUCAAGAUUACUGGAAUUGUACUAAAAAAGUGCUCUAUGCUCACUUUGUAUUCGAAGGUCCCUUGAUCUUUUUAUUCCAUCCCUUUGCUACCAUUUUAGGUAUGAAGGUUUCUGCCCCCUUCCCCGCUUGGCAAAAUAUGUUGCCACAAUUGGCCAUUUUCUUCAUCUUUGAGGAUUUCUAUCACUACCAUAUGCAUCGUUUCAUGCACUGGCCACCAUUUUACAAGAAUGUCCACAAGGUGCAUCAUGAAUACGCUGCUCCAUUUGGUAUUGCUGCUGAAUAUGCCCAUCCUAUUGAAACUAUGAUUUUGGGCUUUGGUACUAUUGGCGGCCCUCUUAUUUACCAUGCUUUGACUUCAUUGGUGUUCAAGUUGGACGAUGCUUGGGGUCUUCAUUUGGUCACCAUGUUGUUGUGGAUCGUGUUGAGACUUUUCCAAGCGAUUGAUGCUCAUUCAGGCUACGAUUUCCCUUGGUCUCUCUGUAAUUGGGUUCCCUUCUGGGCCGGUGCUGACCACCAUGAUUACCACCAUCAGGCUUUCAUUGGCAACUAUGCUUCCAGCUUCCGUUGGUGGGAUUAUCUCUUUGGCACAGAUGUCAAGUAUCGUGCUUAUCGUAAACGUCAAGCUGAGGAGCGUCGCAAGUUGAAGAUGAACUAG
Molecule: messenger RNA, 888 nt
Organism: Mucor velutinosus
Lineage: Eukaryota; Fungi; Mucoromycota; Mucoromycetes; Mucorales; Mucoraceae
Exons: 3
Coding region: 1-888 (295 amino acids)
Biological process (GO): ergosterol biosynthetic process
Cellular component (GO): endoplasmic reticulum membrane
Molecular function (GO): iron ion binding; C-4 methylsterol oxidase activity
Source: RefSeq, a predicted model, not a curated record